UAGUCUUGGGUUAUCUGGUUAUCAUGAUCGGACUCUUGCUAGUACUUACAACAAGACUAAGUGCAAGUGGGCGCUAGCUAUGCGCUCAGCAAACACCAAGAAAGGCACGCGAACGUGCGAACUAACGCGUUACUUUUCGGCGCAGGGAGUCGUGAACUGAGCCUUGAUCUGAACCGGCAUACGCACGAUGGCGGAGAGGCAAUCUUCUGUCAUUGCCCAACCAGGCGCGGGUCUGACCGGAACUGCAGAGAAUUGCCUAAAGCCGGGCGAGGACGAGCGAGUAACCGUGAACGAGCCACCUGCUGAAACGUCCAGUCCUUUUCAUUCCAUUUUUGCCCUGGAGGUGGGCUGCGACAAUUGCGACAAAGGCCAACCUCUGCCUCUGGCUUAUCAAGGAACGUGUUUCUUACUCAGCGAUCUGAACUGUCGCAAGGAGGAGUACAUCUUCGCGACUGCCGCACAUAAUCUGUUCUGCGACGAUUGCGGCGAAUGGCUCUGGGUACAAAUCUACAGCGAUUUAUCUCAGGAGCAGUUCCUAACCAUGGGAAAGAUAUCCCGCAAGAACAAGAAUGGCUGGUUGAUCGUUGCUGACUGGUACAAGGAGAAUGCCAAGGAUGCAAAGAAGAAGAGCAACCCUGACCUAUUUCGACACGACUAUGGCAUAAUAACAGCCAAGAAGAGUCGCUGUAAGUGUCCGCUAGCGUACUGGGCAGAUAAAAACCUUCUUGGCGUUGCGACCCAGUGCCAGAAGAAUGAGGAUGACGUCCGCAUGUGCGGAUACCCAAUGGACACCUACUAUGGUGGCAAAGAAGAGAGGGCCGAGAAACGCAAAUACUGGGUUGACAAGCCUCGCCCUGCUACGUUUGCAGAGCACAGCCAUCAGCUUCACCACUUUGUUGACUCUAGCCCAGGGCAAAGUGGCUCGCCCGUCUUCCUUCUGCCCAAAGAAGGCGAAGCUGAGACGGCCUCUGCUACUGGCUAUGUUGUGGGGAUUCACGUCAAAGGUGCCGAUGAGCGUAAUUCCGCGGUGAAGCUCCGGGACGAGCAUGGACGCGACACAAAGCCAAUGGAAGACCUCCGAAAUUGGGCGAAGGAUCCAUCACCAUGGUUACCAGCCAAAAAUGUUGAAGUUGCUGAGAAAUCAGUCAAGCGCGUGGUCAGGCGGUCGGAACAGAAGGGUAUGCACGGAGGUCGACUGCAUCAACAGCAACAAGCAGAUAGCGGAGCGGAGGCGCCAACGACAAAGGAACCCAAGAAGAAGUACGAGUCUCUCGUCCAACAGCUCUCUGACAGGACAGGAUGGGAGAGUGGCGUCUUCAGAAAACUUGUGCCUGACCUGGUUUCCAUGCUUACUCCUGCUGCUAUGCUUCGCCAGUGUGAGGCUGAGGAGCUGAUUACGUUUGACCAGCGUCAGCUAUUUGCAACAUACCCUGGCCCUGCAGCGCAGAAUGAGGCAUUGCUCGAUGCACUACGCCUGGGUGAUGACGCAUCCUUCCACACCUUCCUUGAAUGCAUCCGUAAAGUCGAGCCACCAGCCAGCGCGAGAAGGUUAUUGGCCAAGCUGGAACCCGUCGACAAAUUCCGCAGCACUGCUGAGGCCGCAUCAGCGUCUGCAGGAGCAUCCGCUGCUGAUCCAGUGGUCAAGCGCGGGGCCCAGCAACAAGCAGAUAGCGGAGCGGAGGCGCCAACGACAAAGGAACCCAAGAAGAAGUUCUAUGAGAACCCAUUCAAAGACCCCGACUAUGUGGCGAAAAUCGACGUGCCAUUGAAAGAUCUUGACGGUGUCGAGUUAAGGCGCAGUUUGCAGCCCAAGAAUGUACUAACCCAGGAUCAAGUGAAGAGGUUGGAGAAGAUGUCGAGCGAAACGCAUAACUACAACAUGAUCGGGUGGAUUCAGUUGUCACGUCGCCGUGGAUAUGUUGCGCUGUGCGAGGUUAUUCAGGAGUGGGGAGUUGAGCCAGAACUGUUGGAAGACAUGAACAACCUGCUGCCACCCGAGCUUCGUGUGGGAAAAGGAUGUGCUGCUGCUCUGCGCAGUCCCAGUGAACUCGAAGCAGCAGAGCAGGAGGCAGCCCGUUUGGAAGCAAAACGAGGUGCGCGUCUGUCCAACAACGCCAUGCAUGAAGCUACAAAUAUGACACUAAGCAGCGGUUUGACCAGAGUACGCCGUAUCCGCAUCAGCCUCUGUGGUCAGUUUGGAACCGGCAAGACGAGCCUGGCGGAUUCGCUCAAGAACAAACAGUUCAUGGACAAGAGGGCAAGUACACCGGCACUUGCUGUUGAUCAUGGCAAUGUGCUCCACGGAUCAGGAAACCUGACGGAUUGGGAGUUCAAUGCUGCAUUCCUCUAUACUCCGGGCAUCCUUGUCCGGGCUGAAGAUCUUGAGAAGAAACACCAGCAACGGGAACAAGAAGCGAAGCGAGCUGGGCCUACAGGCCUCCAGCGUACGGGAACAGCAACGCAAGAGGCAGCGUUUCCAGCUGCAAAGCAAACGUUAAAACUUGGCAAAGGUCCAGAAGCAGCACCCAGCUCAGCUGAAUUGACACAGAGCCUCAUCGAUGUCAUCUUGGAGAACCAAGAGCUGAUGCGAGACAUUGGAGAAGAAGAAGUCGUGGUGUCCAUUUGGGAUUGCGGCGGCCAAUCAAUCUUCUCAAGCCUGCAGCAUUUCCUAAUGGGUAAAGAUUACGUCAUCUAUAUUCUCUGUUUCAACGCCUCAGAAAACUUCCAGCUCACCAAACAGCAGAACUACUGGAAGUGGUCAGGGAGUACACUGUCUGAAAUGACUCUGGACGUACCGGAGGAGCUGGAGAACAUCGACCACAUUCGGCACUGGCUAACAGCCAUCCACUUUGCCAGCAACCCAGGCAAGGCUGUGGAAAGCGAGGCGUUUGACUACCCGCCUGUGAUAUUGGUGGGGAACUUUGCCGACAAGCUGUCGACAGAUAGGACACUUUCGGAGCACAAGGUUGAUAUCCUCGAGAAGCUAGGAAAGCUCUGCCGCCGGUCACCAACUUUCCAGGGUAUGCUUAAGAGAAAAAACAUUGAUCCCGCAGGGUUGUUCCUUGUGGACAACCACGAGUCCGGAGCUUCUCAAGAAGUUCGAGGAAUCCUAAAGAAGCUACAGGGUGCUGUUUCAUCGGUGCUGGCAAACAAGGAGAUUCCGACGGAAUGGGUUCGCUUUGAGAUGAUAAUGGAGUAUCUAAAGAAACAACCCACCCACACUGGCUACACAACACGAGACUCGAUGAAGACACUGGUGGAGAAGGCCUGCAAGAUCCGCGAUGACUUCGGCAUGGACGGUGCUCCAUCCGAGUUCGAGCGUCUGCUUCGGUUCUACGACGACCUACGUGUCAUCAUCUAUCGGCCGGCAGACAAGAACUCGCCGCAGCCUGAUGACAUCAUCUUCCACAACACACAGUGGCUCAUCAGGCAGAUCAACGUCCUCGUCUUUGGCCAUAUGUACCCGGUCGAACCGGGCGGAGGUGAUGGCUGGACGGCAAAGGAAGCAGGGACAGCAGAAACGGAUUGGCGCAACUAUCUGUGGUCAAAGGGUAUAGCACGCUGGCAACUAAUGAAGUGUGCCUGGGAAGCAGUCAAAAUAGAAGUUCGAAACAAGAUGCUGGAUGUGAUGGUCGACUGGGAUUUGCUGUACAAAUUCGGAGACGCCUCGGAUGCAAAGUACUUCAUCCCAUCAGCUCUUCAACGUCGCCCGCCGAAGAAAAUCGAGGAGGCCCUGCGCAGCUUCCAGCAGGACAAUGAGCCGAACGACGUCUGCUUCUCCACAGCUGACACACCGUUGCUGAUCAUGGUUCAGCCACCAGGCAAGCAUGAGGAAGACCACCUGGACUACAAUGAUCCCGGCGCGGACACACCGAUGCCACACAGCUCCUACUUCAAGCUACUCGUACGGCUCAUGAGAAAGUGGAACAUCACAAAUACCGACCGGAGUCGCUGUGAGUUCACCUACAACACAGCCAGGUUUCGGCUGUGGUUGCCGGAGCAGUUCCCAGGCAAGGUGGAUAUCUUCUUGGCUCACUACGACUCGUCAGGUGCAAUGCUGGUCAGCGUCAACUUCCGGUGCUCGCCUGACUGUGCUGCUAGCGACUCUAACUGGCUGCGUCCGAUCUCAUCGAUAUGCCAGUAUAUCCGCAAGGUUAUCAUGGAGGAGUUGGGUAAGCUGGAGAACCCGAAACUGGACAAGCCAGUCAUGUUCAGCUUACCACUACCGCCAGUGUGCAAAUGCAAAGCACAGGAGUGGAAGGACUACAGCAGCGAAAGCCGGGACCUCGGAUAUGCACCGUGGCGUGUACGCUACAGCGAAUCCGGUGCUCUUCACGAUUCGUUCUGCAACGUGUGCAAGUUGACCUACAGCAUGCCCAACAACUCAAACUGCUGGUUCAAAGCUAGUAGUAGCUUUCAGCUCGAAGGACAGCAGAAUGCUGUAGCGAGGAAGCAAGUGGCAAUCUGGGAGAAGAAAGCGGAGAUUGCCAAUGAUGAGUCACUUCCUACGGAGGUGAAGAAGUUCCUUGCUGACCGUGCGGACAAGUGUCUGUGUAUGCUGGCUGGAAGCAGAGAUACACUUGCCGUGGCAUCACCGUCGUUCGGCACUAUCGAGCCGGCUGUGGGUCUGGAGUCAUGGAAGCUGUGCUGCCAGUAUGUCGUUGCUGGGCAUUCGGAUGUGAUCCUGCGUGUUGCUCGGAUGUGCGACACUCAGCAGAGCGAAGAUGAGCUUGUUCAUGAUCUAAGGCGCUUCUGUGAGGAGAAACAGCGUGGCUCUUCUGAGCGUAGCGAAGCGGAGGCGCCAACGGCGACAAAGAAGAAGUUCAAGCGCGGGGUCAAGCACGGGGCCAGGCGGUCGGAACAGAAGGGUAUGCAUGGAGAUCGACUGCAUCAACAGCAACAAGCAGAUAGCGAAGCGGAGGCGCCAACGGUGACAAAGAAGAAGUUCAAGCGCGGGGUCAAGCACGGGGCCAGGCGGUCGGAACAGAAGGGUAUGCAUGGAGGUCGACUGCAUCAACAGCAACAAGCAGAUAGCGAAGCGGAGGCGCCAACUGCGACAAAGAAGAAGUUCAAGCGCGGGGUCAAGCGCGGGGCCAGGCGGUCGGAACAGAAGGGUAUGCAUGGAGGUCGACUGCAUCAACAGCAACAAGCAGAUGGCGGAGCGGAGGUGCCAACGGCUAGGCUACCAACGACAAAGGAACCCAAGAAGAAGUUGAAGCUCGGGGUCAGGCGUGGGGUCAAGCGGUCGGAACAGAAGGGUAUGCAUCGAGGUCGAUUGCAUCAACAGCAACAAGCAGAUGGCGGAGCGGAGGCGCCAACGGCUAGGCUACCAACGACAAAGGAACCCAAGAAGAAGUUGAAGCUCCGGGUCAGGCGUGGGGUCAAGCGGUCGGAACAGAAGGGUAUGCAUCGAGGUCGAUUGCAUCAACAGCAACAAGCAGAUGGCGGAGCGGAGGCGCCAACGGGUAGGCUACCAAUGACAAAGGAACCCAAGAAGAAGUUGAAGCUCCGGGUCAGGCGUGGGGUCAAGCGGUCGGAACAGAAGGGUAUGCAUCGAGGUCGACUGCAUCAACAGCAACAAGCAGAUAGCGAAGCGGAGGCGCCAACGGCGACAAAGAAGAAGUUCAAGCGCGGGGUCAAGCGCGGGGCCAGGCGGUCGGAACAGAAGGGUAUGCAUGGAGGUCGACUGCAUCAACAGCAACAAGCAGAUAGCAGAGCGGAGGCGCCACCGGCGAAAAAGAAGAUGUUCUAUGAUGACCCAUUCGACCACCCCGACUAUGUGGCGAAAAUCGACUUGCCAUUGAAAGAUCUUGACGGUGUCGAGUUAAGGCGCAGGUUGCAGACCAAGGGAAAACUAACCAAGAGCCAAGUGCGGAGGUUGGAGAAGAUGUCGAGCGAAACGGCGCAUAACAACGAGAUGAUCGGGUGGAUUCAGGACUAUCAUCGCGAUGGAUAUGUUGCACUGUGCGAGAUUAUUCAGGAGUGGGGAGUUGUGCCAGAACUGUUGGAAGACAUGAAAAACCUGCUGUAACCCAAGUGACGUGUGAAAAAGGAUGAUGGUGAUGAUGAUGGUGAUGGUGGCCAUGAUUGAUCAAUACUGGAUCGCGGCGAGAAUUUGUUCUGUCUGUCUCUCUCUCUUCCUGUGAGUCCUUCUGUCUGUCUGCCGGUACAUCUUUCUGUCCGUUUUUCUGGUUCACCUCAGACUCUAGACUGAGCUCUCUCCUUCACUUUCUCUCGCUCUCGCUUGCUCUCGCUCUCACCUAGUCUCCCGCUCCCACUCACUCAUUUAGUCGCGAUAUUCUUCAUUUGCCUGCUGCAUUCGCUGUCGUAAGCACUACUUCCUUUGAGUAUGCCUUUCUUCUUCUUCUUCUUCUCGGCCUUUCAAUUGCUACAUGACUCGCUAGAGACUGCUCUCCCUUAGCUUUGACUUAGCUCCUUUUAUUGGUACAUGAUCACAAAGUAUUUUUUUUCACUCCUUAGCAGUGCAGCACCAUGGGCCCCGCGUGCUGGGGCAAAGUUGCACGGAACCAGAAUGCUGGAUUUCCCCGCGCGUGCCCUUCGCUCCGUGCACAGUACCUGACCCAUGUGUAGAGUCUAGAUAGAUUGUCUGAGUUGUGUUGAAUUGUCAUUCAAUUUCUUUUUAUUCUCAAAAACAUUAUACAUAUAUCUCUACAUUCUAUCUCUGUGACUUAGAACCUCGCUUUAGGUCCGUAUUUGACUAUUUGAGCUUAGACACUGCUGGAAAAGCAGUGCACUAGUCCGACGUCAUCAUGUCGAAUAGCGGAACAUGUUGUAAAAAUUCUUUCCGGUUGAACCGGUAUACCCAUAGAAUUAUCAGCUUCUGCGCGGCCUCAUUUCUGCCUAUCCUUUUUCACUUUGGCUACCCUUUUUCACUUUUUUGCAAUGCUUUUUCAAAUGGCAACUUCUUUAAUUUUUCUAAGGAAGUGCAAUUUUCACAGCAGCCAUUUUCACAAAUAAUUGCUGUUGCCGGUUGAACCGGUAUGCGUAAUCACAUUCUGCUCGUCUUUUAUUCCUGCAUUUGCUUUUCAUUUUUACUGUCUCUUUGCCUUCGUACUUCUAUUUUCAAAGCACCUUUUUAUUUCAUUUUUCAAGGCACCGCAAUUUCCAAAGCAGCCAUUUAUAUAAAUGAUUUCUACUUUCCUAAAGCACUGCCACCUGGUAUUUUCAAACUGCAAAUCUCUCGCCCUAGAUUCAUUCACCUUGGGGAAAGGAGGGGGUAUGACUCUCUCGUUUUCACGUGGACAUUGAGAUUGUUACAGUGGCCUGCAUGUGCUGUUCUUUUGCGCACGACA
This is a messenger RNA of Sycon ciliatum, 7313 nucleotides long. RefSeq lists its product as uncharacterized. Bases 188 to 6031 code for a protein of 1947 amino acids. The record is from RefSeq and is a predicted model, not a curated record. NCBI's taxonomy places the organism in Eukaryota, Metazoa, Porifera, Calcarea, Leucosolenida, Sycettidae. The transcript has 29 exons.